AUGGAACGCUUCUGUGGAAGUCUUCAGCGUGGAAUCCGCAGCCGCCGAUGGCCAUGGGCUUCCUUGGACCGCUAUGUUCUUGAGCAGGCACAGCUCACACAGAUCAAAGCAGUUUAUAAUGUAUUCACAGAGCUUGCACUCGAAAAACCUACCGGAGAGAUUCUCGGCUCACUCUCCCAUCCAAAUUAUCCGUCUUGCGUGUUGCUACCGCCACGUUCGGGGUAUUUGAGGCCCGACGCUGUCCGGAAAAAGUCAAUAGUCACGGCGCUUGCAACCCGGUACAACUGCAAUGUUGCAUUGAUCAACAAGGUGUUGCCAGACACCCUGAUACGUGAAUGGGGUAAGGUUCGGCGUGUGGAUUCCGAGGCUGGUGAAACGAUUCAUGCGGCUUCAAUCUUGCUGCAGAACAGUCCCGAAGACUCACGAGAUGCGACCCAUGUCCGAUACGAAAUAUUGGUCGAUCAUAAUGCACGGAGCAAGAAGAAGGCAAUCGUCUUCGACCUGAAAACUUUCUAUGGUCAGCUCAUGCAUAUCUACACCGUCGAGUUCCCUAUGGCAGUGCCAAGCCUCCCAGUGGAUGCAUCGGAAACAGUCUUUCUGGCCGCAAUUCGUGCCUUCUCGACGCUCUAUGCUUUCCUCCGAAAUCUGAGUGACUCUCUAGGCACUAUAGUCAUGAAGACCGAACUUGCUCUUAUCUAUGAAAACGAAAGCCCGGAGCAGUAUCUCUCAGCGUCCUCGGACCACGAUGAAAAUGGCAAUCAAUACGAGGCCUUCGGUAGCCAACAAGACGAAAUCGUACGGACGUGGAGACGUCGAGAAAGUAGAAAACAUCAGGAGGCUGCCCUGGAAGCUCAAGACUCCCCUCGAUACGCUCACCGGAGCUCUGGGUCUGCGGCAAUCACUGCUAAUAAACAACUCUUCAAGGACGGCGGAGCCCUUGAUUCGCAAACUGAUUCGCAAGAGUUCAUAGACAGACUAAUGGGGGCACCGGCAUCGCAGCCCAAGACAAACACCGCUCGACGGCGGAGGAGUGUUGAUGUCAAGCCAGCACUAGUGAAAGCCGCCAUGGAUACAGAGUCCGAGAGAGAAGUAGAUGGCCCUACUACCAGUGUAGGGCCACCAGCUGCCGAAACCAGCGAACUCGAGGAGUUGAGAUCGGAGAAUGGUCGACUAUGGGCAGCGUUGGAUGAGAUGCAGAGUCAGCGUGACUGGUAUAAGGUGCGAUCGAAGGGAUGGCGAGAAAGGGCUCAACAAGCGCGAGCUUCUCUAAAUCUUGCCAAAAGCUGUAUUGUAGACGUUCUAGAUACCUUCGACAACACGCUGGGUUUGAACAUUCAACAGGCUGUCUAUGCAGUUAAGAAAUACACCUCUCAUCGCCGGAUACCCGCCACAGUGCUUGAGGAUCCUGAAAUUAUUCGGCGGGCGGAUGUGGCGAGCCUGGAUGAACACUUUGGGACUGAUGUCGUGGAGUUCACGGCGGCUGGAGUGACACUCACUGUUCACGCAUCCGGCGGCCCGCUCGGUGAUAUCGUCGUGCCAUUCGCAGGCCAGAUGACUGAUUACCAUGCCGGAACCCCAGAAACGUUCUCAGAAGCCAUCGACGCCUGUUUCCGGCUGUCUGCUGCGGAGGAUCUCGCUAUCCGCCGGCGCGCGCGGGACCCAGCUGUUCAGCACUUCAGCGAUGCGAUGUUCGAGGCGGGUGGGAGGGAACUGGCUGGUCGACGUUGCUUGGGCUGUAACUUACACUUGAAAAAAUUGUAA
Mycena citricolor is the source of this 1761-nucleotide messenger RNA. The record is from the annotation of a GenBank genome assembly. Lineage: Eukaryota; Fungi; Basidiomycota; Agaricomycetes; Agaricales; Mycenaceae.